AUGGCAGAUAGCUACUUUGGUAUUUUUAAGGCAUUUGGAGAGGCAAGGAUGCAACAUCUUAUCUUCUGUUGCAAGAAGGUCUUCUAUAAAAGGAGUUUAAGAAAGAUAAUACCUGAGAAUGUUUUAAAAACGAAUAAAUCUACGGACCCACCCAUCGUUUCUCGAGUGAAUGGCUGGUCUAUGCCCCUCCACUCCUUCCAGUUCAUUGCUUGGGCAGCCUACACGUACAUGGCCAUCAUAGCUUUUGGAUUGUUCAUUCCCUUGCUGCCAUAUUUUUGGAGAAACAUCACCUACACUGUUAUGGGCAUAUUAUUUGUGUUUCACUUUGUUGUUCAUAUUACUGCUAUCACAAUUGACCCAGUUGAUCCAAAUGUACGGGACAAAGAAAGCUAUGGCAAGCCCAUGCCUGCCUUGGACAGGACCAAACAUAAGCACGCAAUUCAGAACCAGUACUGCAACCUAUGUAAAGUCACAGUGGAGGUGAAAGCCAAGCAUUGUAGUGCCUGCAACAAGUGCAUCUCUGGCUUUGACCACCACUGCAAAUGGCUCAACAACUGUGUGGGAAGGAGAAACUACUGGUUUUUCUUUAGUAGCGUGGCCUCCGCUGCUCUUGGUAUCAUCUUCCUUAUUAUUUUACUCCUGUACAUCUUCAUCAAGUACUUUGUGAAACCAGAGGAACUUCGCACAGACCCCCAUUUUGAAAGCUAUCCUCACAAUACAUGGCUGGUGUUUCUCCCUUUGAUUCCAGUGCGGACAUCUCCCUUCGUGCUCCUGACGAUAGUUGUGUUCACUUUGCUGCUGAACUUUGCGAGCCUCUUGUUCAUUGGACACUUAGUAGUGUUCCACCUCUACCUAAUAGCCCGGAAACUGAGCACCUUUGAUUAUAUGGCCCAAGGACGUCAAAAGCAAAGUGGAAAUCUCCAAUUAAAAAUUUCUUCACCACUGAAAUCCUCCCUUUCUGGGUGUAAGAGUGGCCUAUUGAAUGAAGAGAAAAAAAGACCUAACUUGCAAGCUUUAUGUAUAGGAAGACAGCAGGAUGUAGUAGUCAAUGCCAUAGAAACGAUCAAGCCCUGAAGAAAAAAACAAGAAACGGGUGAAGAUGGAACAGAACAAAAGAACAGAAUGUUUUCUCCUCUGAAGAUUCUCUUAAUUCAGAGCCCUUCCCAUCCAUAGCAAUCCUAGGUGGGUCUCCAAAAUUAGAUAGUCUAAUGCUUCUAUCCAGCCUUAGUUCAACUCAACAGAGC
Messenger RNA from Dromiciops gliroides (monito del monte), 1244 nucleotides. RefSeq names its product palmitoyltransferase ZDHHC11-like. Gene Ontology annotation, biological process: peptidyl-L-cysteine S-palmitoylation; protein targeting to membrane. Gene Ontology annotation, molecular function: protein-cysteine S-palmitoyltransferase activity. The coding region runs from base 1 to 1074 and encodes 357 amino acids. Lineage: Eukaryota; Metazoa; Chordata; Mammalia; Microbiotheria; Microbiotheriidae. The transcript has 11 exons. Gene Ontology annotation, cellular component: Golgi apparatus; endoplasmic reticulum. The record is from RefSeq and is a predicted model, not a curated record.